CGUUCCUCCCGAUUCCAGAACCCAGUGUCCAUUGCAGCUCUCAGCGUGGGAUCGACCUCAGAUCGGGGCUGUGCUCACGGCUGGGGAUAGAUGGUGGGACCAGGACUUUUGCAGAGGGUAUACGGGGCUGUGAGGAAGAGAUGUGUUUUAAAUCCCCCCGUGGGGGCUCCCUGUGCCCCCCACAGGUACAGCCUGUACGCCCGCACACGCCUCGGCUUCCUCUUCUACAAGCGGCAGGUGAAGAAGGCCCGCGAGCGCUUCCCCCAUGGCCAUUCGGUGUCCCAACCACUGGGCUUCCGUGGGGUGAAAAUCGUGCCCAUCCCUGUGCUCUCCAAUAACUACAGCUACCUGGUCAUCGACACAGACUCUGGCCGUGCAGCCGUGGUCGACCCCUCUGACCCACUGGCUGUGCAGGCUGCCAUUGAAGAGGAGGGGGUGGUGCUGGAGGCUAUACUCUGUACACACAAACACUGGGACCACAGCGGAGGGAACGCGGCGCUGCUCCAGCAGCACAGCUCCUGCAAGGUGUAUGGCAGUGCUGUCGAUGCCAUCCCCGAGCUCACCCAGCACAGCCCCAUUGGGGACAGGGAGAAGCUGAGCGUGGGCCGCCUGACUUUUGAGGCACUGGCCACACCAGGCCACACCGUGGGGCACAUGGCCUUUGUGCUGGAUGCAGGGCCCUUCGGGGGCCCCCCCUGCCUGUUCUCCGGGGACCUGCUCUUCCUGGCUGGCUGCGGAAGACUGUUUGAGGGCUCCCCCGAAACCAUGCUGGCCUCCCUGGAUGCAGCCAUGGGCUUGGGAGAGGACACGCUGCUGUGGCCGGGCCACGAGUAUGCACUGGAGUGCCUGAGCUUCGCCCGCCUGCUGGAGCUGGACAACCCCGCGCUGGAGCAGAAGCUGCUCUGGGCCACUCAGCAGCGGCAGGAGAAGAGGAGCACGUGCCCCUCGACGUUGGGCGAGGAGCGGACCUACAACCCCUUCCUGCGCACGCACCGCCGGGAGCUGCACGAGGCGCUGGGGCUGCAGCGGGGCAGCGGGGAGCACCAUGAUGCCUUCCGAGCCCGCGUCCUGCGGGAGGUGCGCAGGAGGAAGGAUCUCUACAAGGCCACCUAGUGACCCUCCCCACCUCGUGACCCCCCUCUGCACGUGGGGGGGGUCUUCUGGACUAUGUGAUUUUCUGCUGUGAAUUCCCCUCCUCCUUAGUCCUGCUGGGAGAUACAGGGAAAGGAUGGACCCCCCCCCAUACACACACCCCAUGUGUGCACCUCAUAGGUGGUCCCUUUCCCUGACCCCCUUUUCCACACGAUCCCUUCUCUGGGGGUCUGCGGCCCCCCUGCCCCUUUUCUGGGGCUGUAGAAACAGCACUAAGGGCUCUCCUUAUUUCCCUCCCCCUUGUUUUAUGGGAGACCCCAAUUUACCCCCAGUGCUCAGGGAAUUCCCCUUCCCCCUCAUUACUAUGUCUCCCUUUGGGGGUGGAGGGGCAGGGAGGAAGCCUGGGUGCCCACCAUUGCCCUGGGGCUCCUCCCAUGUCCUUAUCCACCCCCCAUACACUGGGAUGGGGGGCACAGUGCUGGGGGUGUGCAGGUAGUACUUCUGUACUGAGGACUGGAAACCCCUGUACACUCCCCCAAAUAAAAGUCUAAAUCGAA
Messenger RNA from Centrocercus urophasianus (Greater sage-grouse), 1649 nucleotides. Its product is annotated as probable hydrolase PNKD. Gene Ontology annotation, cellular component: mitochondrion. Bases 91 to 1113 code for a protein of 340 amino acids. The record is from RefSeq and is a predicted model, not a curated record. NCBI's taxonomy places the organism in Eukaryota, Metazoa, Chordata, Aves, Galliformes, Phasianidae. Gene Ontology annotation, molecular function: hydroxyacylglutathione hydrolase activity. The transcript is spliced from 8 exons.